This is a messenger RNA of Plutella xylostella (diamondback moth), 1331 nucleotides long. RefSeq names its product retinol dehydrogenase 11. The record is from RefSeq and is a predicted model, not a curated record. Lineage: Eukaryota; Metazoa; Arthropoda; Insecta; Lepidoptera; Plutellidae.
GAUGACUAUCGUAAACAAAACAAUUUGAACUUUGGACAAAACUUUAUCUUUUCUUUCACAGCAUUUUCAAAGUUUUCUUUACUCCUCACUAGUCCUCACACGCACCUCACAUUGCAACAAUGUGGUUUUGGUUUAUUUCCUUAGCAUUAUUUGCUUGGCUUGCUAAAUAUUACUAUAAAUUCACCCACGGUAUUUGUAAAAGCAACGCUCGACUGACUAAUAAAGUGGCUAUAGUAACUGGAGCCAACUCCGGCAUUGGAUAUGAAACCGCGAAAGACUUGGCCAACAGAGGAGCUAAAGUUAUUUUAGCAUGUCGCGAUCAAACAAAGGGAUUAGCAGCGAUAGAUGCUAUCAUAAAGGAAACUGGAAACAAGGAGGUAUAUUUUCAACCAUUGGAUUUAUCAUCUUUAGCCUCAGUUCGGAACUUUGCCAAAGCGAUCGAGGCUCAGGAAACCAGGCUGGAUAUUCUCGUCAACAAUGCUGGAACAGGAAAGUUGGACAACUCUCUAACAGAGGAUAAACUCCCCAUAGAAAUGCAAGUGAAUCAUUUUGGUCCGUUCUUGCUGACGGUCCUGCUGCUGCCUCUGCUCAAGUCCUCUGGCUCCAGCCGUAUUGUUAAUGUGUCAUCUGUAAUGCACUACUUUGGGAACAUAGACUUGGACAAAAUUCAUUUGCCAGCUAAAAAUGCUUUUAAUCACUCAAGGGUAUAUGCCAACAGUAAACUGGCUAAUAUACUGUUUACCAAGGAGCUUCAUCAAAGGCUGUCCGGGUCCCGAGUGACCGUGAACUGCCUGCACCCCGGCGCCGUCAACACAGAGAUAUUCCGGAAUCAACCACGCUUUGUGAGAAGUAUUUUUAGGUUUUUCUUCAAAACCCCCUGGGAAGGGGCUCAGACCAGCAUCUACCUGGCAGUCUCUGAAGAAGUGGAAGGAGUCAGUGGCAAGUACUUUGUGGACUGCGAAGAAGCAACAGUGUCAUCAAAAGCGAGGAAUUCACUUUUAGCCACCCGGCUGUGGGAGAGGACUGAAACUCUUGUGUGUAGAUAUAUGGAGUAAGAUAUUGUGUUUAAGAAUAGUGAAGUUUUGGUUAUGUUAUAAAGCCUUAUUUAUAAUAUUUAUGCAUUCCAUUGUAAAAGUAUUUUAUGUGCCAUAUUGCACAAAUGUAACAAGUAUCUACUAAUUGCCAUAAAUGGCUGUUGUAAAUUACCAUUAGUAUGCUAAGAUAAACUUAAACCAAAUUGAGUAAACUUUAAAAUAAACUUUAUUUAGUCACAAAUACACAGUAAAUUAGCUAUAAAAAAUAUUAUUAAUAAUAAACAUUUCUUACAUACA